Seriola dumerili (greater amberjack) is the source of this 2501-nucleotide messenger RNA. RefSeq names its product ETS domain-containing protein Elk-4-like (gene elk4). Gene Ontology annotation, biological process: regulation of transcription by RNA polymerase II; cell differentiation. Gene Ontology annotation, cellular component: nucleus. Gene Ontology annotation, molecular function: sequence-specific DNA binding; DNA-binding transcription factor activity, RNA polymerase II-specific. The transcript is spliced from 6 exons. Lineage: Eukaryota; Metazoa; Chordata; Actinopteri; Carangiformes; Carangidae. Bases 178 to 1614 code for a protein of 478 amino acids. The record is from RefSeq and is a predicted model, not a curated record.
ACUGUAAGCCAAAGGCAGUUUAAUGUAUUCUGUGUUCAGGUAUUUGCUUGACACUCUAUUUGAAACUUAUUUCCUGAGCUAUGGCAGUAUAAAAAGCUUUCCAGCAAUGUUUUGGGAAUAUCUGGACACGGCUCGACGACUUGGAAAUUCAGCGGGCUCUACGAGCGAGUGAGAGACAUGGACAACUCUGUCACCCUGUGGCAGUUCCUUCUCCAGCUCCUUUUGGAUUCCAGUAAUGAGCAGCUCAUCUGCUGGACCAAUGAGGAAGGGGAGUUCAAGCUGCUGCAGGCAGAGGAGGUGGCUCGGUUAUGGGGGGCUCGUAAGAACAAGCCCAAUAUGAACUAUGACAAACUCAGCAGGGCCCUCAGAUACUACUACGACAAGAACAUCAUAAAGAAGGUAAAUGGUCAGAAGUUUGUCUAUCGCUUUGUGUCGUAUCCUGACAUCCUGAAAGGAGAUGUUGCUACCCGAACAGAGGGCGGGGAUAUAGGUGCUGGGAGCAUUCCUCCCCUUACAAGAAGGGACAGCACCCUACAAGAGAGUGAGUCUGGUGACAGAGCCAAGGUAGGAGGUAGUACAGUGGCUCUGGGCUCAAGCACCAAGCAGUCAAGCCGCAACGACUACAUUCACUCUGGCCUGUACACCUCCUUCACACUCAACUCGCUGCAAAAUGGACGCCAGCUCUUCAAGUCCAUCAAAAUAGAGAACCCAGCAGAAAAGAUGGCUGACAAGAGGGGUCUCACUGCCACAGGCCAGAGCCAGGAAGCAUUGCCUCAGUCACAGCCAACUGCUUUGCCAUCCGUCAUCAAGUUUGGAAACACCCCUCCAAAGCCAGCACCAGCACCGCCUCCUCAGGUUGUCAUAGAGCCGACCCUGAUGUCCAGCCAUUUAGAUCCUCUGCAAGCUCUGCCCCCGAGGGGUGACGACAUCAGCACACACUCCUCCCUGCCACCCCAGUCCGUCUAUUCAUUUGAACACAUCCGCCCAUCAGAACAAACGUUCAGCUUACCGGACCUGACGUCGGCCAGCCCAUCGCCAAGCUUAGUGCCUGACUCCUCUCAGGAGCUGGUGAUUGACAGCGACAUUGACUCUGGAUCAUCUCAGCCUGCAGACGCUCAGCCACCAGAGCCCACAGACGCUCAGACACAGGAGAAGGUGGACAAUGGCAUCGGUCUGUCUGGAGAUGAGAUCAGUUUGGUGGACGCUGAAACCAGUUCAUCCUCAGUGAGCAGCUGCACCACAGUCAGCACUCAGAGCUCAGGAAAGACACGCAAGCCACCGAAAAUCCUGCAGAUCAGCCCGCCAACUCUGCUGGUCACCACCUCUGACUUCUCCCCCAUGAACCUGUGCAGCCCCUCACUACCUACUGCCUCUCUCACACCAGCAAUGCUACAGACUCCCACUCUGUUGCUGACUCCCAGUCCUCUGCUGUCCAACAUCCACUUCUGGAGCACGCUCAGUCCGGUCGCUCCACUCAGCCCAGCCACACGCCGCCAGGGAGCCCAUCUGUUCCAAUUUCCGUCGGUCCUCACCCCCCAGUUCCAGAUCCCUGUACACAGUAUGGAUGGGACCAACACACCAGGCCCCAUUUCCCCAGAUCCUCAAAAGACAUAGGAUUAAUCACCCCAUUUGGACCCAGACAGCCAGACCCCCACCCUUCCACCCCUCCACCUCCAUCUCCUGCUCCCACAUCCAGGACAGUAAUGUGGAAGCUCAGUCAUUCCCCUUUCCCAUCACUCUGGUGCUUUAAAUUUCGCUGCCACAUUAUUCACACUACAAUGUGCUGUGUGGAGGGAGGACCUGGAGAGAUGUUGGCAGUACAGGUUUGAUGGAUGAGGGUAACAUGUUCAUGUUCAUUUCAUAGAAUUUAAACCCCGAAGAUACUCUUCUGCACUUAUAUGCAGUGAUGCCGUCGUUCUGUUUGCACUUAUGGAUUCAUUUUGUCUGGCUUUUUGGGAUCCUCAGUCACAAUUCAAAGGAGGAAGGGAUUUCCAUGGCAACAGUGUGCAUGUGGAUUGGACCCUCAGCAGCCACAAUCUGCUUCAUGUUUGGACACACAGACUAGUGAGAUUGCAGAUAUCUGAAUCUUUCCUUUUCCUUAUCUUGUGCAACUGUGUUACUGCCAAAAAAAUACGUUUUCAUUUUCUGUCCUCAGUUCCUAUCCAGUUUUCUCCGCUGCCGACACUGAUUCUGUUUUUUUGUUUUUGCUCCGUUUGUAACUUUAAGGGAAGCGCUUUAACCUGACAACCAUGCAUGUUUAACUGUGACUCUUUUAUCUUCUACCAUGCUCUCAGCCUGAACUUAGAUGUCAAGCCUUGCCUCAGCUGCUCUGAAAUGUUGGCUAACUAAAGAACAUAUCCAACAGGACUUUUACCUUGACUGUCUUAUCGUGAUGUGGCCAUAAUCCGAGCUGAACCUUGAAUUACGCCUCUAUGUAACUUUUGUAAUUUUUGUGUGUGUGUGUGUGUGUGUGUGUGUGUGUAUAUAUAUAUAUAUAUAUA